This is a messenger RNA of Mercenaria mercenaria, 2906 nucleotides long. RefSeq lists its product as uncharacterized. Lineage: Eukaryota; Metazoa; Mollusca; Bivalvia; Venerida; Veneridae. Bases 1139 to 2347 code for a protein of 402 amino acids. The record is from RefSeq and is a predicted model, not a curated record. The transcript is spliced from 3 exons. Gene Ontology annotation, molecular function: zinc ion binding.
AAAAAAAAAUGUAAAAAAGGAAAGAGAAAAAGCUUUACAGAGCAAAGAAGGAGGACUCUUUGAAUGCGCCAUUUUGCGACUAGCAUGAUUUUUUCUGCGCCAGUUUUCUAUUAAGUGUCCGUACACCUUAAUUGUGACCCUUGCAUUGCUUAAUUCUGUUAAAAACUGGAUUGGCCAGUAAUAACACUUGACUGUACACUUCAUAGAACCAAUUGAAUGCAGUGCAAUAACACAUUAAUGUAUAAGAAAUAUAAAUUUAUCAAACAAAUGUAUAGGAGAAGUGCUGGGAAACCUAUUACAAUUCCUAGAUAUAUAUUAAAAGGGUGUAAAUAUCAGUUUCGUUUAUUUUAUUGAUCUUUGGUUGAGUCAUUUGAUUUGAAAACAUGAUCACGUCAUAUACAUAUAACAUACAAAAAUGAUCUAUUAUUUUUAAGGUUCUCUCUUUUUGAUAUAAAUCUAUUGCCCUUUAUCCCUUUCCCACAUCGAUAUGUUUAUCACCGUAUCUAUCGAUUACCAAACAGAAACGUAUUGACCCGUGUCUAUCGGUUCCCCGAUAGAAACAUAUUAUACCGAUUAACGGCCAUUUGAACAGAAUCGUUUUAUCCCGUGUCUCAUAAUCAAUCGCUUUAUUUUCAUUCUUUUCCUAAAGAAACAAAUUCCGGAUGUUUACUAACUCAAAAUAUGGGAUUUCGUCAUCAUUAUUUACGUACAAGAUCAUGUGGUUACUAUUGAAAUUUAUCGAGUACUUUGCAAAGAAAGACACCGGGGUUUUUUCCUACAUGUGCACGAUGCUACGUCAUGGAAAAUUACUGAGAAAACUGCUUGCAACUGGCGGUUCGCGGGCUUUCCUCGUUCUAAAAAUAACAAUCAUUUAACAUCAAAGUAUUUUUAAAUGUGUUAGGUCAUUCGCCUUAUUCCAGUUACCCAUAAUCCUUUGCGGCAUGAUGACUUCCGGUUUAGAUUUGACAGCUGAUCAGCUGAUUACAAAAUAUUACGAGAAACUACUUAUAAUAUGAUCUAGUAUAUCGCCAGAUAUACUGUACUCUGAAUGGGAAGCUCGAAUUUAUAUCAAGCUAAAUUCCAUUUCGAUGUGUAGAUAUGAUGUAUUUCAAUUCUUGUUGAAGUAAAACUACUAGACAUGUCAAAAUCAGCACUGAACAUUAAUAGAGACUUAACAGACAUCAGAGAUUACAACAGUGUUGCUGGCUUGAAAGCUGAUAGACUGAAAAAGCUAUGUCAGUACUACAACAUAGAUGUGAAAUUACCAAAGAAGGCCCGUAUUGUAUUGUUGUGUCAUUGUCUAGGAAUUUCAACGACAGGUCAUGUACAGCAGGUUACAAAUAGGAGUGAUGCUACCAAAUAUCUAACUGACAGUCAGAGACAGGAAUUAGCAGGUAUUACCCCAGCUUACAUGUGCCGGCUUAAUGAAUGGAAAAAAGACUUAUCAUCUGUACCAGAUAUUGAGGAAUCUGCUGUGAAAAAGUAUCUAAUUAAUACUGAAGUUCUGAGUGCCAGUGAUGCUAGAACAUAUAAGAUAUCAAGGCCAUUUGCAUUACAGCAGUUUGUGCAUUCAGUGUUGUUUAAUGAUAAUAACAGUUCGGAAACAUUCUUAUUAAUAAGAGCACAGUGCAACCCGUCACAAUCAACAAAUCCGGACGAGGUGAAAGUUGUGUUUGUUAUUAUAGACAGGUAUCUAGGAGAACCUUACGGUGGUUUCUGUACAUGUACUGUAGGGAACAGUGAAAGAUGCGGACACGUGGGUGCAGUGUUGUUCAAACUUGCUGAAUUGCAAGCAACAGGAGUGUCAGAGGGCCCUUCAUGCACAGAUGUUUUGUGUAAAUGGGCUGAUCCCAAAGGAUGUAAAGCCGAACCAACGGUCUUUCAAGAUUUAAAUAUUAGAAAAUCUGAUCCUCCUAUGAGAAGAACAGUUGAUGACUAUGGUCAGAAAGUGAUAAAUACAGCUCCUCCCUCGUAUGAUGAUGUCGUUGAAUUAAGAGCUAAUCUAAUUGCAGCAACACACCAUAUUGGUCAGUACUGUCCUGCAAUCCACAUUCUUAAUUGUGAUAGAUUUAAACCUGAAAAUACUGUGAUACCGCCUCCAAAUAUUAACGAACAAUUGCCGAAUACACUAAGAUAUGACGGUGCAGCUAUCGCUCCAGCAAAAGAAGUGGAAAUAAAAACUACCCCUGUAGUAAUGACACAACUAGUGCCAAAAAAGUUUGAUAGUAUAACAGACGAAGGCUACAGCAAAGCCAGUGAAGAGGUGUAUACAAAAGCAACCAAUAUGGGUAUUGACAUUGAUCAAGUCAAUAACCUAACCAAGGGUCAGGCAGAAAACCCAGAGUGACAUGAACAAAGGUUAGGGACAAUUACAGGGACAAAAUUUUCAAGUGUAAUAAAAGUGAUUGAAAAGAAAAGAAACUGUGACUCUAUGGUGAAAGACAUGUGUGAAAAAAGCUCUGAUAAACUUAAGAAUGUACCAGCAGUCAAAUGGGGCAGAAAACAUGAAAACAAAGCAAGGCAGGCAUACAUAAACAAGGUUGCUCAGUCUCACAAAGACUUUAAGUUACAGGAACAGGGAUUAAUGGUGUAUAAGGACUGCCAUUUUAUAAGAGGAAGUCCUGAUGGAAUUGUUACUUGCAGUUGUCAUGGAAGCAUUCUUGUUGAAAUUAAGUGCCCUUUUGGUGCAAGAAUGAUGACUGUUACAGAAGGUGUUGCACAAGGAAAAAUCAAGUUCCUUGAGAAAGUGAACGGUCAAUUUCAGUUAAAAGAAAAUUCUUCUGAUGGCUACUUUGCGCAAGUCCAAGGAUUGAUGGGGAUUGGUAACAUCAAACGCUGCAAUUUUGUUGUUUGGACAACACGUGACAUGAUGGUUCUAAAUGUUAAUUACAAUGAAGACUUUUUUA